Molecule: messenger RNA, 2225 nt
Organism: Neltuma alba
Lineage: Eukaryota; Viridiplantae; Streptophyta; Magnoliopsida; Fabales; Fabaceae
Exons: 5
Coding region: 200-1825 (541 amino acids)
Source: RefSeq, a predicted model, not a curated record
CCAACCAAACUCUCCCCCGAUGUGGUUUUUGCUAUGAUGCAGAGAGACUCAGAAUCCGUACAAAGUGAGCCGAUGGAUUCUAGAACCCAUUUUAAUUCACUGUCCGAAUUUGUAUAUCAAAUUUCCCAGAAAUUGCUCUGAAACAUUGAACCCGGGCCUUCUUUCCAGCUUCCCCAGCGAUCAAAGCUUUCCCGGUGUAAUGGACCUCGAUAUAUGCCGCUGGAUACUAGAGUUUCUCCUCAUGAGUCCCGUUCCAGAUUCAAUCGUCAAGAAUGUUUGGAAUGCUUUGCCUGUCUCUGGUAUCAGUUCGCGCCUGUGGAAAAUAUUGGCUCUCAGGGCUAUUCAAUCGGAGGUGGAUACGGAAUCUUUUACAGAAAACUCAUUGGAAUGUCUAGAGGUCAUUGAAGAAAUCGACAGGCUUGAUGGCAUUGCAAUCGCAGAAGCAAUGAAGGAGGCAUAUUGUGCGGUUGCCGUGGAGUGCAGUAUCAGGUACCUUGAGUCAUGCCCAGAUAAGAACUCCCGCGGCUUGUUUGACGAUGCUAUUAAUAGGAUUUGGAGGGGCCGAGUUCGGAAAAUGAUUGAGGCGAUGGCGCUGGGAAAGAGGAGUCACUUGUUUACGGCAGAGUUGAUAGAGUGGAAGGACGUCAUAGAGUCUGCACGUUGGGAUGCAGAGGCGUGCGGGAGGUUAAUGAACAUGAAUACCAGACAAAAUGCACUCGAUAAAGCUAGGGUGUAUCUUAAAGAAACUUGGACAUCCAUGGGCCCUUCUUUCCUUGAGUUAGUAGCUAAUUUGUCUAAAGACAAGGGCUUGGAAAAUUCAAGGGGGGAUAAGAUGCGUGACGCAGAGCUUGCUGCUAGUAUACCCAAUGAAGGUUGUAACAAGGGUGUUUCUGAAUCUGUCGUGGUCUCUGAUCAGAUGAAUAUGUGCGAAGGAAGGUUACAUUGUUCAACUAACACGACUGAGGAGGGUUUAGUUGUGUCUGGUGGAAAUGGAUUGGAUAACUCUGCAAUCUGCAUGGAGAAGGCACCAGUGGCAGGUGAGAAUCAAGAUAGUGAGCAAUUGGGGAAUAGAGUUGUGUCUUCUGUUGGCGGAAAUCAGGCAUUGGGUGGGACUGACUUGCCUCAAAGGGCGGAUGGAGCAAUUCAAGAGGGCAACCUGCCACUUGAACAUAAUCGUGCUGCUCCCUCUACACGGAAAGGAGUUAAAAUUAUUGAUGCUGAGAAUGCAGGGCCAGCGACAGCUUGUAGCAAAGAUCAUAAUCCAUCUAAUAUUCAGGUUGAAAAACUUCGGAAAUCUCUCAUGUCAAGUUCUUCGGAGUUGCAAGCAUUGGUGAAGGAUCCUCUUCCUGAUGCAUUACAUAAAUCUGACAUUGUGAGAUCUGAAUUAGCAACAAAGGGUGUGAAUCAUGAGCCUCCUUUUGAAAACCAGAGUACAGUUGUAAAUGUACCAGAGCAAAAUACUUGCAGGAGCUUGGUGCUUUAUCAACCUAUCAAUGAUAUUUUAAAGAAAUUGUCUUCUGCUAAUCGCAGUAAUGUUCGACGUCCCAGCUGGAUGGAACGAAAUAGUACUGCCCAUACUUAUGAGUGUUUCUCUUUUCAGUGGGAUGAUCCAUUUAAUGACUUGCCUGAGGGAAGCUCUAAGAAAAGGAAGAGAAAAGUAAGAUGGAGUUCCGAAGAAGAGGAUGCAUUAAGGGCUGGUGUAAAGAAGUUUGGCAAAGGAAACUGGAAGCCAAUCCUAAGGUUUUACAGUGAGAUAUUUACAAAGACGGGAAGAACAGAAGUUGAUUUGAAGGAUAAAUGGAGAAAUUUGACACGGUGGUCAUAGGAGGAGGAAUUAUUUUGCAUGUGCAUAUUUCAUAUAUCUCACGUCUUCAGAAGUAUUUUAAUUUGAAGGAUGAGUGAAGAAACAUGACGCUCUAGUGACAAAGGGAAUUAUUUUGUAUGUACAUACCCCUGGAUAUAUCAGGCUUUGAAUGUGCAGUUUCACUUUUUGGUUGAUUUUCUUGCAGACUAGGUUUAUGGCUAAGCCUUUUUAUUGGCGAAAUCAUGUAGGGCCAGUAAUAUGUAAUCAAGCAUUGAAGUGUAAUUUUUAACUUAUUCACAAAAGAGGUAAUUUUUAAGUUUCUCAAUCAGUGGUGUGCUGCAGGUCGAUUUGCUCUUCGUACCAUUGUUGGAGACAUUCUCAUUAUUCUCGAGCUUAAUUUACGGGAUGACACCUUUGUCUA